ACCCACAGCCACCUGCUGCAUGCAACAUGCCUGUUUUAGAAGACAAUUCUGGGCUUCCAUUGUGACAUUACUUUAUCUGCUGUCCCUCGCAAGUUCUUCCCCAGUCCAGAGCAGAGCAUCUCAUUCAAAAGUUGCAAAAGAUAAUAAAGGUCAAAGAUUCAACAUGAAACCAGCUGCUCAUUUUGAAGCUGAUCCCUUUGUCAGGAAUAAUCUCCUCUGGACAAAUGACACUGACAACGGAAUCAACCAGGGACAACUGUCACUAAUAGACAACAAAGUCUACAUACCCAGUGAUGGUUUCUACUACAUAUAUACCCAGGCCACCUUCUCUGGACACAGCUGUCCCCAACUCAUGCAAAUUUUACUGUCACAUGUUGUGCUUCUUCAACAUGACCCAGAAGACGAUGACAAAAUCCUUCUCAGUGCCCAGAAGACAGCAUGCGUAGAAGGGGCCACAACGACGUCCAGCUGGAGGAGAUCUAUAUUCCAAGGAGGGGUAUUUAAACUCAAGAAGGGGAACUUGGUCUAUACCAAUACAACGAAAGAAAAGAACCUGAAUCUGGAGCCUGGACAGACAUACUUUGGAAUCUAUGCUCUGUGAAACAGCAUUUGCCAAUAAUUAGUGGCUAUUGAAAAAUGCGUAUAUGCAUAGGUGUGCAAAUUAGUACAUGUAUGUGCACACUCAGAUGACAACAUUUCAGAUCCUAUUCCGUGCAUUCUUCUAAAGAGCUCUAUUAUAUGACUCUGCCUGUUUGCAUGUAAUACAGGGCAUUCAAGAGCUAUUUUUAUAAAUGAUCCCUAUAAAACCAAAAGGAUAAAUUGUGUAGGAUCACUUGAGUAAUACUCCCCUAAGUCAAGUUUUUUUUUUUUUUAAAGAUGACACUGAUUUAAACCUAAAAACGCUAUAAAAUGCUAAACAUGAUUGUAGAUUUUUUUUUAUAAGCUGGAGGUGGGGGUGGGAAUAAAAGUAUUGAGUAAAAUAUUUAUUAUUUUUUUAAAUGCAUUAUUUAUUAUUCACUAUCCACAAACACUCUGUAAAUCUCUAAUUAUAUGUGUGGAUGCAUGGUAUACAAU
Molecule: messenger RNA, 1074 nt
Organism: Pelobates fuscus (common spadefoot toad)
Lineage: Eukaryota; Metazoa; Chordata; Amphibia; Anura; Pelobatidae
Product: lymphotoxin-alpha-like
Exons: 4
Coding region: 20-601 (193 amino acids)
Biological process (GO): immune response
Cellular component (GO): membrane
Molecular function (GO): tumor necrosis factor receptor binding
Source: RefSeq, a predicted model, not a curated record